Messenger RNA from Armigeres subalbatus, 1857 nucleotides. RefSeq lists its product as uncharacterized. The transcript is spliced from 2 exons. NCBI's taxonomy places the organism in Eukaryota, Metazoa, Arthropoda, Insecta, Diptera, Culicidae. Bases 1 to 1857 code for a protein of 618 amino acids. The record is from RefSeq and is a predicted model, not a curated record.
AUGAGCAAGUUACCCUGUUCACCCCCUGUUCCCGCCCUGUCCACCCCCCUGUUCCACUGUUCAGCCCCCACCCCUGUUCCUGCUCCACCCCUGUUCCACUCCCCAGCCUCACCCUGUUCCCACUCCCUGUUCCUGCCACCUGUUCCCACCUGCAGCCUCCCACCUCAGCCCCAGCUCACCCCACCAGCCAAACUUCCUGUUCUGCCCCACCCUGUUCUCCAGCUCCCCAGCCCUGUUCCCUGUUCCCCAUUCUGUUCCCUGUUCCACUCCUGUCUGUUCCACCCACCUGUUCCCACCCAGUUCCACCUGUUCACUCCCACUGUUCCCACCUGUCUGUUCCCAGUUCCACUCUGUCCCUGUCUCCUGUUCCCACCCCAGUUCCACCCUGUUCCCCAGCUCCACCCCCACCCAGCUCCCACCCCUGUUCCUGCCCUGUUCCCUGUUCCUGUUCCCACCCCCUGUUCCCAGUCUCCUGUUCCCCUGUCUGCCUCCACCACCCUGUUCCAGCUCCCACCUCCCUGUUCCUGUUCCCCAUCUGUCUCCACCCCACCUCCUCCCCAGCCCCUGUUCCCACCCCAGCUGCUCCCAGCCUGUUCCUGCUCCCCAGCCUCCCCACUCCACCUCACCUGUCCUGCCCCCACUCCACCAACCCCACCUCACCUCCUGCCCAUCUCAGCUCCCACUCCCAGCCCCAGCCCUCAGCCCCUGUUCCACUCCCAGCCCUCCAGCCCACUGUUCCAGCCUCAGCCCAGCCCCACUCAGCUCCCAUCUGUUCAGCCCCACCCCACCCUGUUCCACCCCACCAGCCCACUCCCUGUUCCCAGCUCCCAGCCCCUGUUCCCACCUGUUCCUGUUCCUGCUCCUGCACCUGUUCCACCAGCCCAGCCCCACCCCCUGUCUGUCCACUCCUGCCCCUGUCUGUUCCCCACUCCCCAGCCCUGUUCCCCACCCAGUUCCCCAGUUCCUCACCCUGUUCUGUCUCAGCCUGUCCUGCACCUGUUCCCACCCAGCCCUGUCUCCUGUUCCUGUGUUCCCACUGUUCCUGUUCCUGCCCCCUGGUUCUGUUCCACUCACCCUGUCUCAGCUCCCUGUUCCAGCCCCACCCUGUUCCCAGUGCUCCCUGUUCCCAGCUCCCGUUCAGCUCCCAGCCCUGUCUCCAGCCUCAGCUCCUGUUCCCACCCCACCACUCCCUGUUCAGCCCCUGUUCCCCACUCCCACCUCCCACCCACCCCACCUGUUCAGCCCUGUUCUGUUCCCACCAGCCCCACCACUCCAGUUCCUGACCUGAAUUCCCCUGUUCCAGCCCCAGCUCCCACCCCCAGCCCCAGCCUGUUCUGCAUCCUGUUCCCACCCAGCCCCACCUCACCCCUGUUCCCACCCCACCAGCCUGUUCCCCAGCCUGUUCCAGCUCCACCUGUUCCACCCUGUCCUGUUCCAGCUCCGUUCCCAGCCCUGUUCCCACCCUGUUCCCCAGCCCCCAACCCCCACUCCACCCCAGCUCCCCGUCCCAACCCUGUCAGUUCCCCUGUUCCCCACCCCUGUUCUCCAGCUCCCUGUUCCCACUCCUGUUCCAGCCCCACCCACCUGUUCCAGCCCCUGCCCACCCCACCCCUGCCCUGCUCCAGCUCCUGUUCCCAGCUCCCUGUUCCCACCAGCUCCAGCCCACCUCACCUCAGCCUCCCACCCACCCUGUUCCUGCUCCCAGCCUCACCCCUGUUCCCAGCCCUGCCCCAGCUCCCAGCUCCAGCUCCCACCUCCCAGCCUCAGCCUCAGCUCACCCCCACUCCACCAGCCUCUCCACCAGCCCAGCCUCCCCACCACCUCAGCCAGCCUCACCAGCCUUUGCCUCAGCCUUAG